AUGGAUACAGUUGUGCAGAUGGCACGAUGUUCAUUUGAUAUUCAUGUGCAAGAGAUACUUGGUACACUGAUGAUUGGAGCAACACUGGUUAUGCUUCAUCCAGGAGGCACUAUUGACUUUUAUUAUUUAGCUGAUGUAUUAGCAAGCAAAAAUAUUUCCUAUAUUCACACUGUGCCUAGUUUGCUCCAUAAUUUCUUCGUUUUUAUUGAAAACGACAGUAACCGACAUGCGUUGCAGUAUCUUCGAUCUAUCUGUAGUAUUGGUGAAGUCUUUUCUACUAAGCUGCAAGCUCAGUUAUCUAGUGUGAACUCACUAAACUGCAAAGUAUGGAAUAUGUAUGGUCCAGCAGAGACUACCAUUGCAUCAACGUUUUAUCAGGUGAAUGUCACGGAUCUCUCUGAAUACAUUCCGAUUGGUGCCUCACUUCCUAAAUAUCGGUGUGUAGUCCUAGAUGAAUAUUUACAAAGAUCUAUUCUUAAUCAAGCAGGCGAACUGUGUAUUGGAGGUGUAGGAGUCUUUCCAGGUUAUUUAAGGGGCGAUGACCUCAAUAUAAAAGCGCUCAUAUCCAUUGAUGAUCAACUCCUAUACAAAACAGGCGAUUUAGCUCGUGUUGAUAACAAUGGUCUACUAGUAUAUAUCGGUCGAAAAGAUUUUCAAAUUAAAUUACACGGUCAGCGUAUCGAGCUUACUGAAAUAGAGAAAUGUCUACUCAGAAAGACAUCUGUAUCUGCUUGCAUUGUUAUUAAAUGGGGAGACAAUCAUUUGGUUGCCUAUAUUCAAGCAUCAAACAUAGAUGAAGAGCAGCUACGUGAACACUGUCAGGCUCAUCUUUCUCCGCACAUGAUUCCAUCAAUGUUUAUCAUACUUAACAAAUUGCCUUUGAAUCCGAAUGGAAAAAUAGAUCGAAAAUCUCUGCCAGCUCCAAAAUUUGAACUCCAUUCAGCAGACAAGACGAGUGACCUAUAUGUGAAGCCGAAGGAUGAGUCUGAAAUUUAUAUUCAUAAAUUAUGGUCUAAGAUUCUUAACACGGACAAAAUCUCUACCAAUGCAAGCUUUUUUGAUAUCGGCGGCCAUUCUCUGUUACUUGUGCAAUUAUAUCAAAGUUAUAGAUUAAGUCUGGAUAUAAAUACGACUAAGAUUAGUAUUGCCGAUCUUCGACAGUAUCCUACGAUCACUGAUCAUGCUCGUCUUAUUGCCCAAGAGAUUAGGGGCACACCAAUGCGCAAUAAACUUGGAUCCGAAGCAUCUCUUUUACAAGAAACAAUGCUCGGUCAGAAAUUAGAUUCGUCCUCUUCCACGGAGGAUAACAGGAUCUUAAGUGACGAGCUGGCAAGACACGAACCAUUUCCAGUUACAGAUAUUCAACAAGCUUAUUUGAUUGGACGUGAAGGCUUUAUUGAGCUUGGUUCAGUUUCUUGUUUUGUUUACCACGAAUACGAUUUUCCCGCGACAUUCGAUAUUGAAAAGUUCGAGAAAGCAUUGAAUUACCUCAUUCAGUAUCAUGAGGCAUUGCGUACGAUUUUUAUCUCUCGGACAGAACAAAAAAUCCUCGAAACAGUUCCAUUGUACACUUUGUCUAUAGUGGAAUUAGAUGAUACUUUAACAAUGAAAGAAAAACUACUAGAACGACGUCGAGAGCUUUCCCAUCGAAUCUUACCUGCUGAUCAAUGGCCGCUUUUUAAUAUUCAGACUACUCAUUUCAAACUAGAUAACGAGUAUCGAACUCGCCUACAUAUUGGUUUCGAUGCACUCAUCCUGGAUUUCUGGAGUAUGAUGUUAAUAUAUCGUCAGCUCGGUCAGUUGUACAGUAGCUCAAAUUUCGCUCUACCGAAACUAACGUUCUCGUUCCGAGACUAUGUUCUAAGCGAAGAAAAGUUUAAAAGUACGCCCAAUUACACAAACGAUAAAGGAUACUGGCUCGACCGUCUAAACACUUUUCCAUCAGGUCCUAAAUUGCCACUACAAUGUCUACCGAACGAAAUUCAUGUACAACGUCAUUGCAAUUCACAGCAGCUACUAGACAGAUCAUCAUGGAGUAGAUUAAAAAGACGAAUCAUCGAUUAUGAGCUGACACCAGCUGGCUUCUUAGUAUCCAUUUACGCCAUCGUCUUGUCUAAGUGGAGUGAGAAUAAACAUUUUGCAUUGAAUUUACCAAUCUUCAAUCGGCUUCCGAUACAUCCGCAAAUCAAUGAAAUAGCAGGAGAUUUUACAACAGUUUUACCAUUGGAAAUACACUUGGAUGAACCGAUUUCAUAUUAUAAAUUCGUUCAAACGGUCCAACGACAACUGUGGAACGAUCUUGAGCAUAUGUCCUACAACGGUGUGUCAUUUGUUCGCGAUCUGAUGCAGACACAGAAAACCAAAGAAAUCGUUUUACCAUUCGUUUUCACAUGUGGCAUAGAUAUAGGUGGUAUGAAUCAAAAGGAUGAUAGCAAAUAUUUAUUUUUGGAUCAGCGACCUGAAUACAUGAUUAGUCAAACGCCACAAGUGUUUCUCGAUCAUGUCGUAUAUGAAAGUGAUGGUCAUCUAUCCGAUAAUUGGAUAUACGUGAACGAAUUGCUUUCUUCUGAAUUGAUUGAAAAUAUGCACAUGACAUUUAUCAACGCACUUCACGAAUUCAGCCUAUCUGAUGAUAUGUGGCAACAACCCAUUUCUAUAUCGCUACCACCUGAUCAAUACAAUCGACGAUUACACUUCAAUCAAACACAGUGGAAGCCGAACAUUAAACAACAUUUGCUUCAUUCAGGCAUCAUAGAAAAGGCCGAACAAACACCGGAUUCAUUGGCCAUCAUCUCGCCGCAAGCUCAUUUCACUUACAAGCAACUCAUGGAUCGCGUCUAUUCCUUAGCUAGCCAUCUUGAACACGAAUAUCAAAUUCGUUCCAAUGAAUUAAUUGCCAUAUUAAUGAAAAAAGGAUGGGAACAAGUUGUUGCCUGUCUAGCAAUCCUAGUUUCAGGUGGUGCUUAUUUGCCGUUGGAUGUUGAUGCACCAUAUGAUCGUCUCAAGUCAUUAAUUGAAGAAACCAGCGUUCGUAUUGUUCUUACACAGUCGCAUUGUCAACACGUGUUCUCACAUUUAACAACGAUCGCAGUUGAUACAUUUACAACUACUGACUGGCAAAAAUCUUCGUUUCUAGUUAGACAACAAUCACCAACAGAUUUAGCUUAUAUCAUUUAUACAUCGGGCUCAACCGGAAAACCCAAAGGCGUCAUGAUCAGCCAUCAAGCUGCGUUAAACACUAUUCUCGAUAUGAACUCAAGAUUAGAAAUAACAUCUCACGAUAGAAUAUUUGCAUUAUCGCAUUUAAAUUUCGAUUUAUCGGUUUACGAUAUUUUCGGGUCAUUAAACGGCGGUGGAACUAUCGUUAUUCCAGGUCACGAAGAUUAUAAGAAUCCUAAGCAUUGGUGCGACAUGAUGAUAGAGUAUCGUGUAACGAUAUGGAAUAGUGUUCCGAUGUUAAUGCAAAUGUUAGUUGAACAUUACAAACACACUAAAAGCAAUCAUCAUCAAUUACGUCACGUCUUAUUAAGUGGUGACUGGAUACCUUUAACAUUACCGAAGGCUAUACACACAACAUUUGGUACAAAAGUGAUGGUAAUAAGUUUAGGCGGAGCAACAGAAGCAUCUAUCUGGUCAAUUGCCUAUGAAAUACCUAGAAUGAUGCCUCAAGAAUGGAAAUCAAUUCCUUAUGGAGCACCAUUACGAAAUCAGCAUUAUUACGUUUAUGAUUCUCACCUGGAUGAUUGUCCUGAAUGGGUGAUGGGAGAACUAUAUAUCGGUGGUAUAGGUCUAGCUGAUGGCUAUUGGAAUGAUGCUGUGAAAACACAAUCUAGUUUCAUGAUUCAUCCACGAACACGUGAACGUAUUUAUCGAACAGGUGAUCAUGGUCGAUUCAUGCCUGGUGGCUAUAUUGAGUUUAUGGGACGAAAAGACUAUCAGGUGAAAGUACAUGGUCACCGUAUUGAACUUGGAGAAAUUGAAUAUCAUCUCCAGCAACAUUCAGAUAUUCAUCAAGCAGUUGCUAGUGUUGAUCUGCGCUCCCAACAAUUGAUUGCAUACAUUAUGCCGGAGCGACAUUCACUUCCCUCCGAAAAAUACGAUCCAUCGCAAAUUGAAAUAACUGGUCAUGUUGAACGUAGCAAUUUCAAGUUGGCAAGAUAUGGUAUACAACAUCAAUUACGAGGAGAGAAGAGCGUCGCCUUAACAAAACCAAAAUUAACAGAAACAUUAAUCAAUAAGUAUUAUGCGAGAAAAAGUUAUCGACAAUUCACAAAUGAGCACAUUGACCGAUCAACUAUAGAGACUCUAUUGAAACAAUGCUACAAUAUGGGUCAUGAUAAUGAAAAAUCAUUUUCGUCGCACAUUAGUUUCGAUACAUUGAGUACGUUGCUAGCAAUAUUAACACCAAUUAAUUUUUCUAACCAACCUUUACCGAAAUAUUACUAUGCAUCAGCGGGAAGUCUUUAUCCUGUUCAAGUGUACGUUGAAGUGCAUACACCUAUAGAUGGCAUACCGCCAGGUCUUUACUAUCACAAUCCGGACAAGCACAGCCUAGAACUCGUUAGUGCUAGUACGAAUGAGGAGACGGCGAGUGUAUAUUUCCAUCUAGUCGGUCGAUCAUCGGCAAUUGCACCUUUGUACAGCAAAACAUUAGGCACGAAUUUUUGUUCACUAGAGACGGGAUAUAUGAUGGGGUUGCUGGAAAAAGAAGCAUCUAAGAUGGGAUUGAAAUUUUUCAGAGAUUAUCAAAUCGAGUCCUUAACUAAGGGUGCUCUCAAUGUGAACGAAGGUGAUACUCAUUAUUGCUUCGAAGUUUUUUCUAAUCCAGAACGUAUGACGAAUGACAAACAUUGCCAGCUUCGUCAAUGUCUCGUUUACAUAAAAUCUAGCACUACGAAUGAAAGUCAAUGGUUUAAGUAUGUUUCAGAAACUGACCAUUUUAUUCAUGUUCUUAGUGGAACUGGUUCCACAGAGGAAGAAAUGCCAUUGUUCUUUGACAAUGAUAACGAUGCAAAAGCUAUAUUUCAUGAUUGCCAAUUUGCAUUAUUCUUCAUUGGAAAUCCAAACGACAAUCUGGAGGCAGGUAAAAUAUCACAUUUGUUGAUGGAGUACAGUGUAGAGAAGAAUAUUGGAAUAUGUCCGAUCGGUUCUCGGGCUAGUUUUCCAGCUGGCUUCAAUAAUAUCUUGGACAGUCUGCUUACCAGUGAUUAUGAGAACAAUAAUGAAAUUCUGUUACACAUUCUACUUGCUGGAAAAAUUAGUGAUGAGCAGAAAUAUGAUCGAACUAUUUCGAGAGUCAAAGCAAUGCCGAAAUGGAAUGAAACUCUGAAAGCAUUCUUGAGUGCAAAGCUUCCCACUUAUAUGAUACCAUCACAUUUCUUACCCGUUUCUACGUUUCCCUUGAAUCCAAAUGGUAAAAUUGACCGACAAGCUCUGCCGGAAAUAUCUGUCGAAAUCAUUCGGCGGGAAGAUGCUUUUUUGGCACCACAAACUGAAACAGAGAGGAUAAUAGUAAAUAUCUGGCAGCAAGUACUAUAUACCGAUAAAUUUAAUUCACAGCAUGGUGACUUACAACUACAUCAUUCAGAUAUGAGCUUAAUUGAAGAAAAAAAGCAGUCAGCUCCACCCAUAUCAGUUACGUCUAGUUUCUAUGGUCUCGGUGGGGAUUCUCUAUUACUCAUUCAAAUUUACAGACAGUAUCAAUUAACCUUUAAUUUUGAAAGUGAUAUUAUCAGUAUUCGACCAUUCUUCGAAAACGAUACUAUUGCUGAUCACGCGAAAUUGCUUGUGGCUCUUACAGUCGAUAACAUCAAACUAAAUCUAUGGCACACGUUACACAUCGCAGAAGGUAUCGCAUCAUUCGCUCAAGAACGUAUAUAUCUCGAUGAACAAGUUCGCUUUUCCAACAAAAUUGCUAUCUACAACGAAAUUGCAGCUCUUCAAGUUGCUAACGGUUCCCUGUCAGUAGAUCGCCUUUCAAGAGCUUUACAAUCGGUUAUGAGUAAACAUAAAAUACUAAGGACUUCUCUCACGGUCGAUUAUAGUGACCGUACCUUAACCCAACAAGUUAAUAAUGGCCAUGCAGUGUGUAAAUUAUUACCGGAUAAAACAUUUAUAAAUGCAAAUGAACUUCAUGACAUAAUCUGGCAAAUCACAAUCGAUCCUAAUCUCUUCAGUUUAUCGACUGGCAGUGUUUUUCAUUGUCAGAUACUUCGGCAACAUAGGUCAUCUGAACAAAUGACUGAUCCAGCAUACAUAACAGAGGGCGACGUACUUAUAAUCGGCGCUCAUCAUGCAGCAGCUGACCGAUCAACAUUUCCUAUUAUUUACACCGACAUAUGUAGUGCUUACAACAAUCAUGCAGGAUAUAUAGACGAUAAAGAGCUAUUGCAGUACAUUGAUUAUAGUGUACAUGAACGUAUCACAGAUAUGACAACGUCGCGACAGUUUUGGGCUUCCCAUCUACAAGGAAGCGAUCUGGAACGUCGAUUACCACUGCCCAUCGAUCAUCAUCGCUCACAUAGUGCACAACGCUCAGGAUAUGCCUCGAUUUUUCGAAUAUCUUUCCACGAAACGACCAUAUCAAACUUUCUUAAUUGUGCGUCUUCAUAUCAAGUUACCCCAUUUCAACUAGGAUUGACAACAUUCUAUGCGUUCUUAUACAGGCUAACACGUCAGCAAACAGAUCUAUGCGUUGCCUGCCUGAAUGCUAAUCGGUAUAGAUCUGAACUAGAGAAUAUGGUAGGAAUGUUUGUUUCGACAUUACCGUACCUGAUACACAUUGACUCAGACACUUCCUUUGAUGAUCUUUUCAACCGUGUGCGAAACGAAUGCUUGUCCAUAUUUGAACAUUCUCAAUAUCCGUUACAGUACAUCAUUAAAGAUUUUAACCUCAAUUCCUCGAAUCUUUCAUUUCUUGAAACAUUGUUUGACUACAUUACCGUGUCAUUUAACGCUGAAAAACUAUUUAUGGAUACAGCUAAUAUGAAACAGGUCGCAUCAGCUCAAUCACUUGAAGUUGGCAAAUUUGACUUCAAACUCACGUUCAUACAAAAUCCAGCAUUAGCUGAUGAUAAACUAUCAGUAAAAGUUGUAUGUUCUGAUGAUGUUUUUGAUGAUUCUACCAUUUCAAAGAUGGCAUACAGAUUUAAAUACUUAUUUGAACAAUUUUUCUCAAUGGAUUCAACCAUCACUCAAACUAAGUUGCGAACACUUAAGCUCAACGAUUUAAUUCUUGUUUUACCAGAAGAAGUUAACGAGAUACAAAACGCAUUAUUCCGACGUCAAUCGAUUAGCGGCGCACAAGGUAAGUUGCCAUCGAACGCACCAGUCCUCUAUAAAGUUAUAAAUUUUCAAACGAUUCUAAACCUCUCAUAG
Messenger RNA from Adineta ricciae, 7377 nucleotides. NCBI's taxonomy places the organism in Eukaryota, Metazoa, Rotifera, Eurotatoria, Adinetida, Adinetidae. The record is from the annotation of a GenBank genome assembly.